This is a messenger RNA of Hyalella azteca, 633 nucleotides long. RefSeq names its product steroid transmembrane transporter SLC22A24-like. The coding region runs from base 1 to 633 and encodes 210 amino acids. Lineage: Eukaryota; Metazoa; Arthropoda; Malacostraca; Amphipoda; Hyalellidae. The transcript is spliced from 5 exons. The record is from RefSeq and is a predicted model, not a curated record.
AUGGCCCAUAUGGACGUCGAAGCUAUGCUCAACAGGCUAGGCGGCUUCGGAAGAUCGCAUUUGUUGAUAGCAGCGCUGUGCUAUCUCACCGCCUUCUUCGCCGGAAUGCCCGUGGUGCAGGACUCAUUUGUGAACUACACUCCUGCCCAUAGAUGUUACGUGCCGUCAUGCGACUCCUCGAACACGACUUACGAAGACGACUUCCUCAACUUCACCACUCCUUCAGAAGACAACGAGUGGGCCAAAUGUGAAUACCACUCACCACUCACCAACGAGACGAGUGCCUAUAAUUAUGCAUCAAGACCCAUCCAAAUACUGGCGUCUCUAUGGCGGGACGAGGAGGACGAGGCGCGGUCUGGGGGCGCGACGUGCGAGGCCGACCACUUCGCUGUUGCUGACGUGCGAAGCUGCGACCACGGCUGGGUGUACGACCACGAGCUCUUCCAGUCCUCCACUACUAUGGACUUUGACUUGGUGUGCGACAAGUCCUUCCUGACAUCCAUGACGACGUCCGCCUAUAACGCCGGCCAGCUUCUUGGGGCCAUCACCAGCGGCGUCAUGGCGGACAGGCUCGGCAGAAGAGAAGCUGUUUACGUCCCGCCUUCGGUUCUUCAACAGCUAUGGCUGAUCUAA